AGUACAACUCCCGCGUUUCCCCAAAGCGUCACACCAUCUCCACGUCGACCGCGGACCCGGCGUGGUCACGUGAGAGGAGAAAGCAAGUCCAAUCAGAUGACCUGUCACAGGAAGGGGCCAAAAUGGAAAGCCGGUGAAAAGGAAAAGGAAAAGGCAAAGGCAAAGAGAUUCAUGGUGGAGGUGGGUCUGGCUUUUGGCACGAAAAGAGGCUUGUGGGAGCUUGAUAAAGUCACAAUGUCCACCAAGAGGUUGUGUAAUGAAGACUACAAUGAUUACAGUUCAACAGAUGGGACUCCCGAUGGCAGUUUCCCAGAUGGCUUGAACAAUAUUUCCAGUCCAUCAUCCUACCAACGAUUUGGAGAAACAAAUGGAACAACAUGGUACCAAACCUUAAUACAUCUCUUGAAAGGGAACGUUGGCACUGGCCUGUUAGGACUUCCGUUAGCAAUCAAAAAUGCUGGUAUUGUGCUGGGUCCCAUCUCUUUGCUUGUGAUUGGAAUCAUCGCAGUACAUUGCAUGGACAUCCUCGUCAAAUGUGCUCACCACCUGUGCCAGAAACAUCAAAAACCAUUUCUGGAAUAUGGGGAUGCUGUGAUGCAUGGGCUAGAAGCUGGUCCCAUUUCAUGGCUCAGAACUCAUUCUAUCUGGGGAAGGUAUCUAGUAAGUUUUUUCUUAAUUCUUACUCAGCUGGGAUUCUGUUGUGUAUAUUUUGUAUUCCUUGCUGACAAUUUCAGACAGGUAAUAUCUGCUGCCAAUGGUACCACCAAUGAUUGCAGUGCCAAUGAAACUGCUCUGUGGACUCCAACAAUGAGCUCUCAGUUAUAUAUCCUGGCCUUCUUACCAUUUGUGAUACUGCUCGUCUUCAUCCAGAAUCUCAAGAUUCUUUCCAUUUUCUCUAUGGCAGCCAAUAUUCUGAUGUUGAGCAGCCUGAUAAUGUUAUAUCAGUACAUUGUCAGGGACAUUCCAAAUCCUAGCCAUCUGCCUAUGGUAGCUGCCUGGAAAACAAUGCCUCUCUUUUUUGGUACAGCCAUCUUUGCCUUUGAAGGCAUCGGAGUGGUGCUCCCUCUAGAAAACAAAAUGAAGAACCCCCAGCACUUUCACACUAUCCUGUAUGUAGGAAUGGCGAUUGUUACCACAUUCUACCUCAGCUUGGGAACACUAGGAUAUUUGCGCUUUGGAGCUAACAUCCAGGCCAGCAUCACGCUCAAUCUCCCCAACUGUUGGUUGUACCAGUCUGUCAAGCUGCUCUACUCCCUCGGAAUCUUCUUCACUUAUGCUCUGCAGUUCUAUGUCCCUGCAGAAAUAAUAAUUCCUGUGGCUGCUUCCAAGGUCCCAGAACGCUGGAGAUUAUGUUGCAAAGUGCUGCUGAGAGUACUCCUUGUCUGCGUAACAUGUGCCCUUGCAAUAUUGAUACCUCGCUUGGACAUUGUCAUAGCUCUGGUAGGCUCAGUGAGCAGCAGUGCUCUAGCACUUAUUAUCCCGCCCCUCUUGGAGAUCUUCACCUAUUAUUCGGAAGGCCUGCACCCGCUCAUCCUGGCCAAAGAUAUUCUCAUCAGCCUCUUCGGUAUUACUGGCUUUGUUGUGGGGACAUAUGAAUCCCUCUAUGAACUGAUUGUACCAACUGUGUCCAAUGCCACCGUUGCUUUACCAUGAUACUGUAACCUGUUUUCACUUUGAAAAGUUACCUGCAGUUCGGAUGGAUCUUGAGUUUCUUCAUAGCAAGUGCAGGAACUUGGGGCUUCUCCUUGCUUUCCAAAUCUAUUUAUUUUAUAGAUUAAACAGAUACGGCUACGGUUAAAAAAGAAGGGGCUCUUUUUUAGUACUCUUAUUUAUUUAUGCUUCUUUUUUGGUAUGGGGUGGAUUUAGGAGACAUAUAAAAUAUAUAUAUAUGGGUGCUCCAUUAUCCCUACCUGGAAGAAACUGAAUGACUUGCAAGCAUCUUGGAUUUUACUAGACUUCUGGAUCAAGAGCAGUGGAUGUGGGGAGAAUUAGGAGUCCUAAUACUCCUCACCAGAUGAUUUUUAUGAAACCUUUGGAGCAUCAUGUUACCAGUUCAUUUUUAUUUUCAUUGUUCUUGUUCUAAACUACUUCAGGCUAUCAAUUUAGAAACCAUAUGUCUCAUUUCUAAAGUAAAUUCCUCCUUUUGGAUAGUUGCAUGUCAAGCGAGAUAGAGCUUGAGAGUGGUAGCUAACACAGAAGAAGGAAAUGUAAAUGAAACUCAAUGUUUAAUAUUAAAAACGGACUCUAUAAGUUCAUGCUUCUAUCCCAUGAGUUUCUGUGUCUAUUGGUAAUAAGACUGAAAGCUAAAAACAGCAUCAUGCUGUAUAAUGUAUAAUUCUCAGGCAACACCAAUUGGACUGCAUAUAAAAAGGGAAAUAAGGUUUAUAUUGCUAAAUCCAGCACUAUGCUAGUUUGACUCUAUAGCAGGGUUCAUAUCAAAUUGCUGUGGGGAAAAAGAUACAUGUGUGAACUGGACAGGAUAUUGAAAAGUGUUUUUAAAGAUUUUUUUUUAUACUUGUGUAAACAACAGGAUAUUAUAAAACAAUCCUCUAUUGUAAGCUUUUACUUUGUUGUAGCUUCAAGGAUCAUUCACUAAGCAUACAUUUUGAAAAAUGCCUUGAAUGUCAUGAUUAUAAUCCAAUUCAUGUAAACAAUAAUUUAACACGAGUAUAUAUGUAUAUACACUAUAAAACACAAUGUGAGUCAGAUGCAUAGUUGUAACUUCUGAAUUAUUUUGCUUCUGUAUUAUGGAAACACUUUGAGAGCUACAUAACAAUCACAGCCAAUUAGCAUGUGUACAGAGGUUAAAUUCAUCGGCCCAACUUUCACGAUUUUCUUAUUUUACAUAUAAGAGAAAAGCGAGCCAAUCAAAAUAGAUAAAUAAAUUGAUUGAGCGGGCACAGGGAGAUUCUUAUCCCGGUAUUAAAAGUGCAAUACACAUCCUAUUUUCUGUUAUUUGCCUUUGUUCUCAGGAACACUGAGUCUUCGAAGAGGGGCGGCAUACAAAUUGAAUUAAUAAAUAAAUAAACACUGUUCUCAGAAACAGUGUUGAAAUUAAAUAGUUUACACAAAGGUUAUUUCCUAAGAUUUCAGCUGCUUCAUGGCAUUAUUAAGUAUUUUAUACUACAAUUUUGGUUUUCUAACUAAUCAUACAUGCGGCUUGCAUUAUGGUUUCUUCUGUUUUUAUCUAAUUAGCCAAGCAAUCUGAAUUUGACUAUAACACUUAAAUUAUAAUUAAAAUGCAAUUUACCAGGAAACAAUUUUUUGCUCCCUGAAUUCAGUAGGGCUUAUUUCUAUCAGGUAAUGGCUUUAAAAAAAGGAAGAUGGGAUGCAUACCAUUGUUUAUUUCUUCCAGUAAUCAUUAUUAGGUUGCAUCUUUAACUUUGUUCUUGAAUAAGCCACACAGGAUGAAGAAGGGAGCAAGGAAUUGUCACUCUUCAGAUAUGACACUCAUAUAUUUAUUUAACACUUUAAAUAGAAACUGAAAUGUAGGGUUUAUGAAUUAUUUUGGAAAUGUUUUGUAGUCUAGUUUUAAAUAUUGUAAUGAUUUAUCUACUUUUUAUGCAUUGCUGUAUGGUUGAUUAAAUAAUUAAAUGAAUUGCGAGUUAGCUUCCUAUCCCCUUUCUCAUUCUUCUGAAACUACAGACGUCUCAUUAACUCUGGGCUAUACGUGGGGUUUAUAUUUCUUUCCCCAUAUACUGGUAGUAAAGCAUGUGAGAAAAUAGACAAAUAUUCUAUGUUCUGGUCCUGGCAACAUAAUGGUGAAAUGUAAAUUAAAACUGCUUUAAAUUUUGCCAGUGAACCCAGGACAGUGAGACAUGAGCAGAAACCUGCAGGUUAGUAGUAUUGCAAGUUUUUACCAUGAUUAACUAGAACCUUUGCCAGGUAGCCAGAGUAGUCAAGAGUAAAUAAAAUUUAAAGUGGUAAUGACACAUUUCUUAACUUUUAAAAAAAAAAAAUAAACUGAUAUUUUGACUUUAUAAUUAUUACAAACAGUAGAAUUGAUAAUGUUAUGCUUGUGCAUUCUUGCAGUCUUAUAAUCUUAUCUUGAACUGUUAUAAGUGAUUAUGUGAACAUUAUGUGACCAUUCGCACUGAAACAGAAGCAGAAUGGAUGCAGAAAGUAGAAAAACAAGGGAACUUAAUGAAGUCACAAAGAAACAUUAUUGAAUUGGAUACUGGCUUUUUAACUUUGGGAUUGCUGCACUUUUCAAAUAGUAAGUGCCAUUAAGACCAAUUUGGUAGAUGUUCUUAAGUAUAACUCCCAUAGAAAAUGCAGGAUUUUAACGUUUAUUGAUUUGUAGAUCUUCCAUUAUUUGAAAAGUUCAUCAUCGCAUAAUAUUGCUUUGAUAGCAUUCUGCUAGUCCCUGAGGAUCCAAGGUUGGCUAUUAGUUGUAUUAGUCAGAGCCACUGAAUGAAAUGAUUUUGUUCACUUAUUUCUCAAUAGAUGCCUUAAUAUGUCUUUGUAAUUUAUGGUUCUAUAAAACUGUGUAUUCUGACUGAACACUAUGUGAAGCAUUCUUCUUGGUGGGAAUAGUACUUCUUCUUGACUUCUAGGGAAAGAACACUUUUUCCAGUCAGGAUUUUAAUGAAAAAAGUCUACAUCAGACAUUACCACUAAUUAUAACAUAUCCAUGGCAUUGUGGCUGGUGGCCUUGUCUUGGUACACAUGUUAAAAUUGCCUGCAUACAAUUGUCUUUUACCGUUUCUUUCCUCCCCCCCCCCCAGAAUAAACUGUGUAUUUGUAUGUUCUUGCACAGACAGAAAGAGGCGGUUUUGAAUUAUUGGAUUAUCUAUACACUUGUUUCCAGUAGUCCUCAUAGAAGGAUAAAGCUACAGCAAUGGCCACAUUAAGAGUUUUUUGAUCUGUUGUCUAGUUUUGUCUGUAAUGUAGUCAUGUCCUCCUCAGAUCUCAUACUGAGUCGGUAAUUAUGAGAUUUGAAGUAAACAUUUCUGAUUUCUCUCUCCAUACAUUAUCUUUGUCAUCUAGUCUGUUGUGUCUCUGAUAAUGAAUAAAAAGGGCAUUUCAGUGUCGGUCAUGUCUGCUUACUUUAAUUUGAUUUAUUUGUAAAAGAAGCGAUUGCCCUUGUGAAAUUAGAUAUGUGCAAAAUCCAAACACAGCUUUGGUAUUCCCCAAACGUCUAUGACUAUCAAAAUCCCCAAAAUUGACUUCCAAAGGGGACACGUUGAAGGUAUUGAGAUCUGUGCAUAGAUCUAAGAAACUGGAACACUACAUAUUUGGAGACUAGAUGAAAACCCCAGCUAAUGUUUGCACAGAACUUUGGGAAUAGUUUCCAGUUCCUCAAGGUUACUCUUAAUUUAUCACUUUGGGCCUUUGCCUUCAAUUAGAUAUACUGCUGCUCCUUUUAGGGUAGCUUGGUGACACAUAUUUAACUACGGUGCAGAAUCAGGCAAACAUAUUUUGGGUAACCUAAAUUUGGGAAAUGCAUGCAAUUAUCCUCAAAUGUUUCUACAAAGAGUGACUUUGAAGAUAGGAAAUAAUGUCUGUUUGUGCGUCUAUCGAAUCAGUGUUUAUUUAUUUGUGCCUACUUGUGUGUACAGCAAGCCACUAUGUACAUUGGGUGUACUCUGGAAGAGAUGCAGGUGAUGUUAUGUAUGAUAAUGCUGUAACUGAAUGAUAUAUUUAACUGGAUGUUUCAUUCAAUAAAUUCAAUUUUUUUUACUGUA
Messenger RNA from Pantherophis guttatus, 5687 nucleotides. RefSeq names its product proton-coupled amino acid transporter 1-like. Gene Ontology annotation, biological process: glycine transport; proton transmembrane transport; proline transmembrane transport. Gene Ontology annotation, cellular component: vacuolar membrane. The record is from RefSeq and is a predicted model, not a curated record. Gene Ontology annotation, molecular function: L-alanine transmembrane transporter activity; amino acid:proton symporter activity; glycine transmembrane transporter activity. NCBI's taxonomy places the organism in Eukaryota, Metazoa, Chordata, Lepidosauria, Squamata, Colubridae.